AUGGCCACCCACAGGAAGACCCCGGUCGCCGCGGCAGCUGACAUUCUCCUGUUACUUAUCGCAGCCGCCGCAGUUGGCCCCGCGUCAGCCAGCACCCUAACGCUUUACCGGGCGCCGCUCUGCAGGGUACCCAUACGUGGGUCAUGCGGUGUGUGCUACAAUUUCGGCCCCGUCUACAGGGGCUACUUCUUCAACUACUUCGGGGGCCAAGUCGCCAGGUUCUACCCUCGGUUCAACUGCCAAGUCCCCUUCAUCACCGUCGCCAGCAACCGCAGGCGUUGCUUCCCCCCCUUCCCAUCCAGAAGCAUCCGCCUAAUAUGCUAG
Messenger RNA from Spirodela intermedia, 324 nucleotides. The record is from the annotation of a GenBank genome assembly. NCBI's taxonomy places the organism in Eukaryota, Viridiplantae, Streptophyta, Magnoliopsida, Alismatales, Araceae.